CUUGUGUAAUGACAAUAAAGUUAAAUCUAAUCUAAUCUAAUCUGAUUUUUAAAUCAGAUUAAAUUAAACCAUAGGCUACUGUCAGACCUCUUCGGGCGUGUUUAUGUCUUAUUUCUGACUGCUUGUUGGAUAAAUGAUCUAGAUUGGCGAAAUGUCUAGCUUCUAUAAGGUCUAUUUCUAUGUGCGGCCGCCCUGUUGCCAUGGUGAAGAAUCCUGCUACAAGCCUUGAUACCUCGGCGUCAUCGACGUGCGUAAACCAAAUUCUCCCGAGAUAAACAAGAGCAUUUAAAAGCUUUAAAUGUGUGAGGGGCCUUCAUCAAUAUCUGGACCGAUCCCCCCAGACCCGUCUCUGUUUCCUCAGUUCUACAAACGUCCUGCUUCAGCUCGUGGACGUUUAGAGGGAAACCAACAUGGCACUUUGGCCCUUCUCUCAGGGCCACUUGCUCCGGAUCCUGUGUUGCACCCAGGCUGCUACAGCGCGCGUUCAUCCUCCCGUCCUCCCAGAAUUGGUCUCAAUGCUACCCAUAUUCUGGAACGAGGACAGAAGGGGGUAGUGGGGGAACUUCUCAAACUAGAAGGUGUUUCAAUCACUCCUGUUCCCAAGCAAAGACAGCGAGCACCUGACUUUGGUAAAGAAAAUGUUCGUCGGCUCCGGGAGAUUCAGAGACGCUGCAAAGAACAGGAAGCUGAAAGAGCACAAUCUGGUCCAGUUCCAGUUAAGGCUCUGUGGACCUCUUCUAAAUACCAAAAUGUCCCAUCCAGGGUGAUGGUCCAAGUACAGGUUUCUACUCCAACUGUUAAACCACAGUGUCAAAACUUUCUGAAAGCUCACUCUACUGGUCCAUCUGCUGCCCCAACACGACCACACUCCAAAACCUCUUCUGCACGUGAUCCGGACUUGCAAUUAAAGGUGGAAGGUCAGAAUAUAGACUUCAUAAGACAUAAUGCCCGAGCUGCAGGAAAAACUGUGAUGCGUCGGUCCCAGUCCUUGGUGAGCCUAAGAGAUAAGCCUGUCCCUAGUGCAGUCAAGGGGCAGGUGCCUCAGUAUCUUCAGGAAAGGAAGGAGCAGUGGAGUAAAGAGGAGGCAGAGAGAAGGAGGAAUGCACCCGAUCCCACAAUCCCAGCUGGUCACAACCUGAUGCCUGAAACUGAGAGACGAGAAACACUGAAGUCUCUCAAAGAAACUCAUCGCUCGCUGGUGACUGAGCUGCUGUCGCUUCCUCUCAAAGCUGACAAUCUAAGUGUUCAAUCACGUCGGACUCAACUUGAUUGUAGGCUUUCUGAGGUCGAGGAGGCAAUUAAAAUAUUCUCAAGGGACAAAGUUUAUGUAAAAAUAGAUUCAUAGGCCAUCAGAAGAA
Molecule: messenger RNA, 1358 nt
Organism: Betta splendens (Siamese fighting fish)
Lineage: Eukaryota; Metazoa; Chordata; Actinopteri; Anabantiformes; Osphronemidae
Gene: enkd1
Product: enkurin domain containing 1
Exons: 8
Coding region: 299-1345 (348 amino acids)
Cellular component (GO): cytoplasmic microtubule
Source: RefSeq, a predicted model, not a curated record